AUGCUGCAGCCUGAGGGUCUCCAAGCCUUGGAGGAAGCCUUGGAGGAAGGGACAGCCCUCACAACCCCACGGAAUGACUGCAUCAUCUGCUACUCUGCCUAUGACCUCUCAACGCACCUGCCCCGCCGCCUCUAUUGUGGCCACACCUUCUGCCAGGCAUGCAUGCGUCGACUAGACACUCCAGCCCAUGAACAGCACUGGAUCCCCUGUCCACAGUGCCGUCAAAGUACCCCUAUGCCCCGCGGAGGGGUGGCCAUGCUGGACUUGGACCUGGCUGCCUUCUUGGCAGUCAAGGCUGAACGGGAACCAUCAAGAAUGGAGCCCCAGUCCCCUGCCCCCCUCAAAGGCAGCACUAUCACUCAGCAGCCAGCUGGACUCUACCCCAUCUUGGGCCCCCAGCCCCACUUUCCUCAGCCCAGACGCUGCUGCUGGGGCUGGGGAAGACUGUGCUGGUACCCCCCUGGGAGCCCUGAGGUUUAA
This is a messenger RNA of Nannospalax galili (Upper Galilee mountains blind mole rat), 480 nucleotides long. It is a transcript of the gene Rnf224, whose product is annotated as ring finger protein 224. The record is from RefSeq and is a predicted model, not a curated record. The transcript has a single exon. NCBI's taxonomy places the organism in Eukaryota, Metazoa, Chordata, Mammalia, Rodentia, Spalacidae. The coding region runs from base 1 to 480 and encodes 159 amino acids.